This is a messenger RNA of Anoplophora glabripennis (Asian longhorned beetle), 1808 nucleotides long. Its product is annotated as neurogenic locus notch homolog protein 1-like. The transcript has 7 exons. Lineage: Eukaryota; Metazoa; Arthropoda; Insecta; Coleoptera; Cerambycidae. Bases 1 to 1449 code for a protein of 482 amino acids. The record is from RefSeq and is a predicted model, not a curated record.
AUGAGGACCGUUGCCCUUUUCUCCGCCCUCCUCCUCGUCCAGCUGUGCUCGACGGCGCUAGGUGAGACCUACCGACAGUACAGGGUGCUCACCGGCUCAGGCUACCCUCGCUACUAUACUUACACUCCCUCAGAACAAAAGACAUACUACACCAAUCCGUACGUAGACCACCCAUACAGGUACUAUUCCAACAACAACAACGUCUACGUCACGGACAUGUAUGGAAGGACCACCGUUCAAUCUGGACUGAGCUCUCGAGCGGCCUACAGCAACCCGUACGACAUCACCUGCACGGCUUGCACGUGCACCAGCAGCACGUGUGGCCAGAACGCCAAGUGCUCCAUCAUAGGCGGACGCCCUGUAUGUUCCUGCCUUAGGGGAUACACUGGAGAUCCUCUCUCAGUCUGCACAAGGGCUGAAUGUUUGGACAACACCGAGUGCAGGGGCCACCAAACUUGUCAAGCAGGCAAGUGUCUGGACGUUUGCGCGGGCUCCUGCGGCGCCAACGCCAACUGCGACGCCAGGAAUCACGUCCCCGUCUGUUCCUGUCCCCCGGGGUACACCGGGGAGCCUUUCACUUCCUGCCGAAGGUUCAAUCCAGAGGAAUUAUGCCACCCCAGUCCCUGCGGCCCCAACACCAACUGCGAGGUCAGGAACGAAGUGCCCACCUGUACCUGCCUCCCCGGAUACCACGGUUCCCCCUUGGCAGGCUGCAGACACGAGUGCGAUAGCGAUUCCGAAUGCGGGCCCACCCUGGCAUGUAUCGAAUUCAAGUGCCAGAACCCCUGCCUGACCCAGUGCGGCACCAGCGCCGAGUGCGAGACCAUCAGCAACCACAGGGCCGUGUGCAAGUGUCCCAAGAAUUACUUCGGCAACCCGUACUCUUCCUGCAAGCCCGAGUGUUACGGAGACGUCGACUGCCCCAGUCACAAACCGGCCUGCUUCUACGGCAUCUGCAAGAGCCCGUGCGAGGGCGCAUGCGGCGUCGGCGCCAACUGCGAGCUUAGGGGACUCACACCCGUCUGCUCCUGUCCGAAGGAUAUGACCGGUGAUCCCUUCGUGCGUUGCAGACCCUUCGAGCCGAAAGACCUCUGCGAGCCCAACCCAUGCGGUGCCAAUGCUCACUGCGAGCCAGGAUUCGACAGGACCAACAAGGAACGACCCGUCUGUACCUGUCCCUUCGGAUACAUAGGAGACCCCCUGAAGGCCUGCUUCAAGGGAGAAUGUACAGACAACAGCCACUGCUCAGACAGUCAAGCUUGCAUUGAAUACAGUUGCCAGAACCCCUGCGUCAACCAGUGCGGCUCCAAUGCCAACUGCAACCCCCGGAGACACAUAGCCGUGUGCACUUGCCCGGCUGGCUACAACGGAGACGCUCUCAUCCAGUGCUACCCCGAGAGGAGCACGGAGGUCUCCAAAUAUCAAGCCACCUACUGCAGAACAUGCUGAGUCGAAACAGUCGAGGGCAUAUCGUGACGUCAGCGACGCGGCAUGGCUACAAUCAGCUGAUGGGAAAAAUAGGUUAGGUCGAACUUUUACUACCACGACUAAUAAUCUCACUUGCUUUGUAAUUGUUAGCGUAAUCUAAGUAAGAAUAACGUCAUAAUAAAGCUGAAAUUGAACAAAAGUUAUUGUAUUCAAAAUGUGUAUUGUAAAAUUUAUGGAGGACAACCAUCAGCUGACAUGUGGCCUGCAUACUUGUCUUUGAUCAAUAAAUAAUGAAUGUAAAUCUACAUUAUUUGUUUGGUCGACGAUUUUUAACCAAUUUAGCGCAACGUUUGUAAUAUACAGUUUUUGUAUUUUUAUAU